GAGGGCUGGUAUAUUUGUGCCUGCUGGAGGUGGAAUUAACAGCAAGAAGGAGAAAGGGAUUGAAUGGAUUUACAGGAAGGAUUUCAAGUUAAUUCAGGGAAACACAUUGACUUGAAGAGUAUAACCUUGAGACCUGUUUUACACUAAGACGAUACAAAAGAUGUUAAAGUUAUCACCAGGCUGCCUGCCGGACAGAUAUAAUUCCAACACCAAGGUGCAGAACAGCGUAGAUCUGUGACUCAGACUCAGGAUUUGUCUUGGAAAGAUCUCAAGGGUUGAGAAGAACUCAAGAGUAAGUGAAGAGAACUUGGGAACGACAGUUAUCAGAAGAUCAGCUUCCAUUUAUUCAAAAACCAAAGACCUGAUUAUCAUAAAUUCACAUAGGAAUGCAUAGGUUAUUUGAUCAGAUAAUAUUAGCUGUCUUUGACUACAUCAAUGCAGCAAAUUCUCUUAAUAAUUGUGGAUAACUGGAAAUCUGAAUUUCAGCUUUCUUAGAAAUAACUUCUCUUAAUACAUUCCAAAAUAUUUAAAAUAGAACAGGAAAGUCCGUGAGGAUGUUGUGUUCAGGAGUGUCAGUGUCAUGACGAAUAGGUAAACUUGUUUUUACAGCUACUGGCAAAGAGUAACUCUAGGAAGCUUUUUUUUUUUUUUUUUUUUAAGUGGACAAGAAGGAUUAAAAAUAUCAGCUUUUGCUUUUGGACAAAAAUGCAUCUGAGUGUAUUUUUACUUAGAGGUGUGGUGGGUUUCAUCUGGAGCUGCUGGGCACUAGUUGGUUAUGCAAAAGGAGGCUUGGGAGACAAUCAUGUUCACUCCAGUUUUAUUUAUAGAAGACUACGAAACCACGAAAGACGGGAAAUACAGAGGGAAAUUCUCUCUAUUUUGGGUUUGCCCCACAGACCCAGACCGUUUUCACCUGGAAAGCAAGCGUCCUCUGCGCCUCUUUUUAUGCUGGACCUGUACAAUGCCAUGGCCAGUGAGGAAGACCCUGAAGACUCAGAGUACUUGGUGAGGGCAUCCCUGACAGGAGAGGCCAGAGGGGCAAGAAAAGGAUACCCAGCUUCUGCCAAUGGGUAUCCUCACCGCAUCCAGUUAUCUCAAGCAACUCCUCUGACUACCCAGAGCCCUCGCCUAGCCAGCUUGCAUGAUACCAACUUUCUGAAUGAUGCUGACAUGGUCAUGAGCUUUGUCAACCUAGUUGAAAGAGACAAGGACUUUUCUCACCAGAGAAGGCAUUACAAAGAAUUUCGGUUUGAUCUGACUCAAAUUCCACAUGGAGAAGCAGUGACAGCAGCUGAAUUCCGAAUAUACAAGGACAAGAGCAAUAAUCGAUUUGAAAAUGAAACUAUCAAGAUUAGCAUAUAUCAGAUCAUCAAGGAAUACACCAAUAGGGAUGCAGAUCUCUUCUUGUUGGAUACAAGAAAGGCUCAAGCUUUAGAUGUGGGUUGGCUUGUCUUUGAUAUCACUGUGACCAGCAAUCACUGGGUGAUUAAUCCACAGAACAACUUGGGUUUACAGCUCUGUGCUGAAACAGGGGAUGGACGCAGUAUCAACGUCAAAUCUGCUGGUCUCGUGGGAAGACAUGGGCCUCAGUCAAAACAACCAUUCAUGGUGGCCUUCUUCAAGGCAAGUGAGGUCCUUCUUCGAUCUGUGAGAGCAGCCAACAAACGGAAAAAUCAAAACCGCAAUAAAUCCAGUUCUCAUCAGGACUCCUCCAGGAUGUCCAGUGCUGGAGAUUAUAAUACAAGUGAACAAAAACAAGCCUGCAAGAAACAUGAACUCUAUGUGAGUUUCCGGGAUCUGGGAUGGCAGGACUGGAUUAUAGCACCAGAAGGUUAUGCUGCAUUUUAUUGUGAUGGAGAAUGUGCUUUUCCACUCAAUGCCCAUAUGAAUGCCACCAACCAUGCCAUAGUGCAGACUCUGGUCCACCUGAUGUUUCCUGACCAUGUUCCAAAGCCUUGCUGUGCUCCAACCAAACUAAACGCCAUCUCUGUUCUGUACUUUGAUGACAGCUCCAACGUCAUCUUGAAAAAAUAUAGGAAUAUGGUGGUACGCUCAUGUGGAUGCCACUAAAAUUAAAUGAUUAUUGUAAUAACAAAAAGAUCUGUACUAGUCAUUUGACUGCAAUAAAAUAAAAGCAGGCAAAACAGGAAAUUCCUAAAAUUAGUCAGUCUGGGCCAUUUCAUCUCUCUUCCUAUGUGUGAGUAUAUAUAUAUAUAUAUA
Messenger RNA from Jaculus jaculus (lesser Egyptian jerboa), 2220 nucleotides. RefSeq names its product bone morphogenetic protein 5 (gene Bmp5). Gene Ontology annotation, molecular function: cytokine activity; growth factor activity. Gene Ontology annotation, biological process: SMAD protein signal transduction. Gene Ontology annotation, cellular component: extracellular region. Bases 706 to 2070 code for a protein of 454 amino acids. NCBI's taxonomy places the organism in Eukaryota, Metazoa, Chordata, Mammalia, Rodentia, Dipodidae. The record is from RefSeq and is a predicted model, not a curated record. The transcript is spliced from 7 exons.